UUUAAAUCCAUUCCCUACCACUGAAACUGAUGGGCUGUCUCGUUUUGUCUCCACCCAAAAAGAGCUCUCUUCUCUAUGCCCUCCUCUCUCCUGGACACCGGAUCCAACAACCAUCCUCUUCUAACUUUUGUUUGUCUUCUUGCUUCUCCUUCCUGUUGCUCUUCCAGCAGUCUCUUUUAUCGUUCUUCUAGCCAUGGCGAUAAUGGGUCCAAGGAGCAGAAGAAAAAACCAUGCGUGGUGCGUGCAGCCCCUGACACCUCUGAUGGAGAGUCCUGACCCGGAGGCGCAGGGAAAAAAAGCCAAAAAGGAGGGAUCUUGGGAAGUAAUUCGGACAUGGGUUCGCAUGCAAAUGGAGAAGGGUGUCUCAGGAAACCAUCUUCCGAUCCCAUUUCAUGGAAACAGUGCGUCGAAGAAAAUGGAUUUAAAGUUAAUUCUAGGAAUACUUGGAUGUCCCCUAGCCCCCAUACCCUUGACUGCCGAGCCAAGUCACUACCUCUCAAUCAAAGACACUCCAAUCGAGACUUCCUCUGCUCGUUAUAUAAUACAGCAGUACUUGGCGGCGACGGGUUGCUUAAAACUUCGGCGGUGCAUGAAGAGCAUGUACGCAGCUGGUACCGUGAAGAUGAUUCAUUGCGAGACGGAAAGCACGACGGGGAGGGGCGGUGGAGCGAAUGGGUGCUUUGUCUUGUGGCAGAUGUCGCCGGGGAUGUGGCUGAUGGAGUUGGUGGCUGCAGGCUCCAAAGUGAUCGCGGGCAGCAACGGUAAGAUUGUUUGGAGGCACUUGCCUUGCUCCGGGAUGAAUGCAGCCAGAGGUCCCCAACGGCCACUCCGGCGCAUCGUUCAGGGAUUGGAUCCAAAAAGCACAGCAAGCAUGUUCGCCAAAGCACAAUGCUUAGGUGAGAAGCGCAUCGGCGACGAUGAUUGCUUCGUACUCAAAGUAUCAGCGGAUCAUGCGACCAUCGCAGAGCAAGCUGAUGGGCCAGCUGAAGUUAUCAGACAUGUCCUGUAUGGAUACUUCAGCCAGAAGAACGGCCUCCUCGUCUGCAUGGAAGACUCGCACCUUACCAAAGUCCAGUCCCCAGGGUCCGAAGCCAUCUAUUGGGAGACAACCAUUGGAAGCACCAUCGAGGACUAUAGGAAUGUCGAUAACGUCCUCGUAGCUCAUCAAGGGAGGUCCACCGCGACUGUGUUUCGCUUCAGUGACAACUCUCCCAAACACAGCAGAACGACGAUGGAAGAGCUGUGGAGGAUCGACGACGUAGUCUUCAACGUUCCGGGUCUUUCGAUGGAUUGUUUCAUUCCCCCAGCAGAGAUUUUGAGCGUCAUCAACGAUUUGUGAUCAUAAGAAAUAUGAGAACAAGAUUAUACAACAUAUAUGUAAAUUUUGUAUGUAAAAUGUGUUAGAAUAAUUUUAAAAUAUGGGCUUACACUGAUUGCGUAUUUUUGUUUUAUAAAACGAGUUAGACGUAUGGCU
Phoenix dactylifera (date palm) is the source of this 1474-nucleotide messenger RNA. RefSeq lists its product as uncharacterized. The record is from RefSeq and is a predicted model, not a curated record. Lineage: Eukaryota; Viridiplantae; Streptophyta; Magnoliopsida; Arecales; Arecaceae.